Molecule: messenger RNA, 1173 nt
Organism: Micromonas commoda
Lineage: Eukaryota; Viridiplantae; Chlorophyta; Mamiellophyceae; Mamiellales; Mamiellaceae
Gene: AMY2
Product: glycoside hydrolase family 13 protein
Exons: 1
Coding region: 1-1173 (390 amino acids)
Biological process (GO): carbohydrate metabolic process
Molecular function (GO): alpha-amylase activity; calcium ion binding
Source: RefSeq, a predicted model, not a curated record
AUGCUGCAGGGUUUCAACUGGGAGUCGCACCGCUUCGAGUGGUACAAGCUGGUGCAGGAGCGCGCGGGUCAGAUCUCCAAGGCGGGUUUUACCCAGAUUUGGCUGCCCCCGUGCACGGAUUCGCUCGCGCCCGAGGGCUACCUGCCCCGCAACCUGCGAUCGCUCGAGACCAAGUACGGUAACGAGGCAGAGCUUCGCUCGCUGAUCGGCGAGCUUCGCGCCAACAACGUGCUCCCCGUGCUGGAUGCAGUGCUCAACCAUCGUUGCGCGACGCACCAGGGCAAGCACGGCAAGUGGAACCGCUGGGAGGGCACCGGCAUGGACUGGGGCGAGUGGGCGAUUACCAACCGCAACAAGGAUUUCAUGGGCGAGGGCGGCGAGCCAACCGGCGACGAGUUCUGGGGCUCACCCAACAUCGACCACAAGCAGCCCAAGGUGCAGGAGGACAUCUGCGAGUGGAUCCAGUGGCUCACCAACGACGUCGGGUUCGGCGGCAUCCGAUUCGACUUCAGCAAGGGGUACGGCGGGGAGUUUGCAGGCACCUACACUCGCGCGUGCAUGCCCGAGUUUGCCGUGGGCGAGUACUGGGACACCCUCAACUACGGUCAGGGCCUGGAGUACGACCAGGACGCGCACAGGCAGCGCAUCAUCGACUGGAUCGACUCCACCGGCGGCAUCUGCACCGCGUUCGACUUCACGACCAAGGGUAUCCUCCAGGAGGCUUGCGGCCGAAGCGAGUUUUGGAGGCUUGUGGACAAGAAGGGUCGGGCGCCCGGCGUCAUCGGCCUCUGGCCCGGACGCGCGGUCACCUUCAUCGACAACCACGAUACCGGUUCCACCCAGUCGCACUGGCCGUUCCCCAGCAACAAGGUUGGCAUGGGCUACGCGUACACCCUCACGCACCCCGGGACACCCUCGGUGUUUUGGGAUCACUACUUUGACUGGGGCGACGAUCUCCGGAAUCAGAUCCAGGGCCUGAUGGACACCCGCAAGAAGGCGGGCAUCCACGCGAGGUCCAAGCUCGAGAUUGUCGCAGCGACGGACAGCGUCUACGCGGCGCUCGUCGGGGAUAAGCUGGCGAUGAAGAUGGGCAACGACGGCUGGAAGCCCUCGGGCGACGGCUGGAACGUCGCCGUCAGCGGGGAUGGUUGGUGCGUGUGGACCAAGGACUGA